GCUUUAGAAUUUGCUUCUUACAUCUCUAAGCUCAAAGGAGAACCUGAAGAAGCUGGCCCUUUCCUAAAAGAGACAACUGCCUUGUUGAAAGAAAAUAAAUUGGAACAAGUAUUUCAGGCAUUUGUAGCGGUGGCUUCAAUAUUGUUAGACGCGCCAGAGAAAGAAUUUGAAGCCGUAUAUAAUCUUCUUAUUGCAAUUUUAAAAUCGGCGUCGCCUGAAACAUAUCCGGUUUUAAUAAACCAAUCCAUCAAAGCAUUGGUGAAUGAUGAACACGACAAGGCUAUCCAAAAACUCAAAGUUCUCCAGAAUUUGUACAACACUCUAGAAUAUUCUUCACCACUCCGCUAUGACGUGUUCGUUGGAAUUCUUGAUAUUGCUACUAAGAAUGAUGAAAUUGAAACCAUACUACCACAGUUGCCGCGUCUGGAUACUUGGGUGAAAGAAUGGUCAAUAUCUACGGAGCAAGUUCGGGAACUAUAUUUAACGGUUUCAAAUAAAUUGAAGGAAGCAGGAGAAAUUAAGCGAUCUCACGACUUCCUACUGAAAUAUCUUGCGACCUACACGUCAUCUGAUGAUCUUUCUGCGGCAAAGUCCGCAGCAAGUCGUGCAAUCAUAGAAGCAAUUCAGUUACCUGAAAUUUUAAGUUUUGAAGAUUUACUUGAGUUAGACGCUAUUCAAACAUUAAAAAAUGACGAAGUUUUUGAAUUAUUAAAAGUUUUUUUAAAUGGGAAUUUGAAAGAAUACAAAUCAUACGUCGACACAAAUCCGGGCGUUGUGGAAAAACUUGGAUUGUCAAAUGAAGAUAACACGCGUAAGAUUCGCUUACUGACAUUAGCUUCUUUAGCAUCGGAACAUGUUGCGCGUGAGAUUACGUAUCAAACAAUUGCAAAAGCUCUCGAAAUUGAAGAAGAUGAAGUCGAAAUGUGGACAAUCGAUGUGAUUCGUGCACAUCUGAUUGAAGCUAAAGUCAACCAAGUUCGUAAGACCAUUUUAGUGAACCGAUCAACGUAUCGUACGUUCACAACGAGCCAAUGGCAACAAUUAUCCGACAAACUAGAUGGUUGGAAGCAAUCACUUGCAGAUAUUUUACAAGUGAUUGCUAAUGCAAAAUUAAUUGCGCAACAUUCAAAUGUGAACGCUAACGUUGCAUCAAGUUCAGCUGUUGUU
Messenger RNA from Racocetra persica, 1167 nucleotides. Lineage: Eukaryota; Fungi; Glomeromycota; Glomeromycetes; Diversisporales; Gigasporaceae. The record is from the annotation of a GenBank genome assembly.